This is a messenger RNA of Calliphora vicina (urban bluebottle blowfly), 1157 nucleotides long. RefSeq lists its product as uncharacterized. Gene Ontology annotation, biological process: protein import into mitochondrial matrix. The transcript has 3 exons. NCBI's taxonomy places the organism in Eukaryota, Metazoa, Arthropoda, Insecta, Diptera, Calliphoridae. The coding region runs from base 58 to 1011 and encodes 317 amino acids. Gene Ontology annotation, cellular component: mitochondrial outer membrane; mitochondrial outer membrane translocase complex. The record is from RefSeq and is a predicted model, not a curated record. Gene Ontology annotation, molecular function: transmembrane protein transporter activity.
AGAAAAAUAUUUAUAUAUUUCAAAAAUAAAAAUCAAAAUAAACAGAAAAUAGAAAAUAUGAAAUGUGAUGGAUUCCCACCAAAAUUUAGAGCAGAAUUUCCGCCAUGUUUUAAAAAAUAUAAACGGGGUUAUUCACACUGCAAUCCAGGUAAUAUAAAAGAACUACACUACUUGGCACAUCGUAUAAAACCAACACUUCUCGAUGGCAUCGAACUGGAUUAUGUCCAUCGAUUAUCACCGAAUAAAUCAAUAAAUGCCAAUUGGAUUUUGAGUCACAAUAAGCCUUCCGGAUUUCGAUUUGGUGGUAUUUUUACAGCACUAAUGCACGAUGAUUAUAUGCAAACUCCUACCAUUCGUGCUGACAUUAAUCCCACCACUCUUUCCAUGAAUAUUGGUUUACUCUAUUAUCCUUUUCGUUGUUUGCGGCUUGAAACAGAAAUGCAGAGGGCAUCUGACGAAGCUCCUUUACAAACGCAAACCUGCAUAGAGUUGUGUACUAACAGCUCUACACUGACGACGAAUUUAUAUGAGGUACGUAGAGAUAGUGGACGUGCAACAUUAUCAUUUGUACGAUCUGUUAGCGAUCACUUGGCAUUGGGCGCUGAACUCUUAUUGGAAUGGAUGGAACCCAGCUCGUUGAUGACCGAUACAGCCAUUGCUGGACGAUACAAGCGACAUUCGUAUUCGGUGGCUGCCACUGUCUCACGUCAAGGUAUUGAUGUAAGUUAUUGGCAACGCAUUCAUCGUAAUAUACAAAUGGCCAGUUUAUUGGCAUGGCAUCGCAAAACGGACAAAUCCGUCGGCACUAUAUGUUAUCAAUGGGAUUUCAAAGAUACCCAUAUACGAGGCACGUUUGAUUCAAAUCUAUCCGUUGGGUUCAUGUAUACGAGAUUUCCACCAAAUAUACCUCUUUGCAUGACUUUCAGUUUAUUUACAAAUCUUCACACUAAUAAAUUUAUAUUUGGAUUAAAACUUAUCUUGGAUCCCUAUGGAUUACGAAGAGGAGCUUGACUGUGGUUUUCUAAAACCACAAAACCAAAAAUACUGGUAAAUUUAUAUUAUGCGCAAUGCUUCUCUUGGAGCAAGUCAUUCGAUUGAUUAUAUAAAUUCUAUAUUUAGUAAUGUAAAUACAUCUUGACAAAUAUGCAUAUAAACUA